This is a messenger RNA of Neurospora crassa OR74A, 3394 nucleotides long. RefSeq names its product NIMA-interacting protein TinC. Lineage: Eukaryota; Fungi; Ascomycota; Sordariomycetes; Sordariales; Sordariaceae. The record is from RefSeq and is a predicted model, not a curated record. The transcript has 5 exons. Bases 575 to 2962 code for a protein of 795 amino acids.
CGGCGUUUGUCGGUUGCCGUUAGAGGACAAUGAAGUUGAGGACGGGAAUAUGGUACGAUUGAUGUACAUACGGGAACGCCAUCAGCUUUCUAUCGUUCUCGUUCUCGUCCGUCUCACAACCGUGCCGGGCUAGCUAGCCACUUUGAUGGAAAUGGGCUGGAGGUUGGUACGGCAUGAAAGGUAGUUGGCUGACUCUCCUUACAUGUGCCGACGAACCCCCGUCCAGUAUUAGCAAGAAUCAGCAUCAUGCGGUUUCAGCUCCUUGACCUUGGAGGACUGCAUUUGAUAGAACUUUUCUGGUUGCCUCCGGCUUUUGUUUUUUGUUAAAGGCAAACAGAAUCCAUCUUUAUGAAAAGUGUUCACCUCCGUCCUCUUCUUCAUCUGAAACCCACCGGCGGGGUUACCUCAGAACCUGUCCAGCAUAGACGACAGAUACACAUUUGACCUGACCCAGCGCGACUCGACCGCCUGAAACGUACCUGGACUUUUUCCCCUUUCCCUUCUUUUCGACUGAAAUCCAACCAAAAAUCAUCGUAUAGUCAGUAAAAGCACUUGUCGACCAUACGAAGCCAAGAUGGCGACCUUCAAACCUUAUCCAUUCGUCCUUGGGUUCCUCGUUAUCUACCUGUUCGCCAGCCCCGCCUUGGCCUUUGGUGCCGGUAACAUUGCUGGUAUCUCCAAGAUCGAGGGUCAAAACUGGCGCCACGGUGAUAUUGAAGAUGCCCUCCUCAAAAUCGUCAUGGCCCGCGCCAUGGGCGGCAAGACUUUCGACAAGCUCUCCGUUUCUCGCGUCUACUUUGGCAACUGGCUCCGCGACUAUUCUCAGGCCAUCGAUGUCGGCACCGUCAAGGCUGUUUCCGCCGAAGCCAUCCGACUGCUUCUCUGCGUUCUCGGUUUCUUGACCUUCGGUUAUGGUAGCCGCGAGUUCGAAGUCACCGCCGACCGCCUGGGCUGCUAUCGCCCCGAGGAUCAUAUCGACAACCCCAAGAACUAUGCCGACAACGUAGAUGCUCGUGACUACGAUCCCCGCCUUCGCGGCCCCGUCGACGAGGAAACUGAGCUGGCCAUUGACCCCGAGACCGGCAUGAAGAACUACAUUGCCAAUGAGAACAUUGGCAUCAUGUCCUCUGCCGAGCAUGUUCGCAAGCUCUUCUCCAAGUGCAUUCGCCUGGGUCGCUCAUACAAGGAGACCAAUGACAAGACCGAGCUCUAUGAAGCCUUGCGCCUUAUGGGUACUGGAUUGCACUGCUUGGAGGAUUACCUCGCUCACAGUAACUACACCGAGCUCGCUCUCAUUGAAAUGGGGGAGCGCGAUGUGUUCCCUCACGUCGGCCGCGACACUAAGCUGCGCAUCCCGGGCGCUCGCCACUCUGUUUACCCUGUUGUCACUGGUACUUUCGGUGGUGUUGACUUUUUGCACUCCGUGACUGGUGAACUGUCCGACAAGGUGACCCAGAGCGAAAUCGAAGAUCUCGAGGGAACCCUGAAGGCCGGCCGCAACGGCGACACCAGCCUUCUUCGUGACCUGUUGGACAUGAUCCCCAAUGGCUUGAUCGGCGGCGACAAGAAGAACAAGAUUGACGAAAUCCAGGAAAAUGCCGCCAACUCGCAGCUUGAGAACAUGAGCGUGUCCCCCAGAGAGCCUGAGGAGUUCACUGUUUAUGUCCAGCAGGUCUACCGCCAGGUUAUGCCUGUCAUCGAGUUCCACGACGAUCUCCUCCAGACCAUCUCGAAGGCCAUUGAGAAGAUACCCGUCCUCCCCAAGAUCAUUGAGCAGCUUGAGGAGCAGCUUUCUCUUUUCGUUUUCCAGAUCAUUGCUCCGGUUAUCAUUCCUCUUAUUGACCAGGUCAAGAACGAGCUUGCCACUGGCUCCACCGAGAUUAUCAACAGCAGCAAGAACGAGCAACUCGUUGUUUUCGAUGAUGACAGCUGCACGGACCCUACCCACUCCAUGUUGGCCAAGGACCAUUUCUCCAACAUCCUCAACGAAGUUGCCGGUCGCACCGCCUCCAAGGUAGUCAGCUGGGUUGUGCCUCAGCUGAUGGACGCCUGGGACGACGAUGGCGCUAAUGUCGACCGACUUCUGAACAGAAUCAUUUACGGCAUUCUUCAUCACCCUGCCCAGCGUGACAUGGGCGAGGAUGGUGCCCAGGAAGGUCGCCAGAUGAUGUUCUCCUCCGUCGAGGAGUGGUGGAAUGACCUGGGCGAGGACGCUCGUGAGGAGUACCGCCAGAAGCUCAGCCGCAAUGGCGUGCUGAACGGCGAGAAUCACAAGGAAGGCGUCCAGGACUGCGGUCACGGCUGCGGCAAGCCCCUGGGCAUGCACAAGAACUUCAAGAACGAGGCGCCUGAGACCAUGGAGGAUCGGAUCGCCGCCGCCGCCGCCAACCAAAUCAUGGGCGGCGUCAAGCAGGGCUUCUCAGAGUUCCUUAGCGGCCAGGCCAACAACAACCAGGGCAAUCUCCUCGGCGCGGUCGCCGGCGGCAUCCUAGGCGGUGGUUUCAAUAACGAGGCGACCAGCGCUUAUCGUUCCAGCGGCUACACGCCCGACGGCGGAUACUCGGAGACCACGACCGAGUACGGUUACGAUGGCAACCGCUAUGGCCAAGCCGAGUACACCGAGACGCGGUACGAUGACGGUAGCCAGCGCCAGGAGUAUCGUCGCUAUGAGCAGGACGACAAUGGCGGCAACGACUACGGCUACGAGGACCGCCGAUAUCGCCGUGAUGAUGACGAGGAGUACCGCGAGGAGCGCAGGUACCGUCGCGAUGACGAGGAGGAGUAUGGUGGCGGAGGCGGAUACUCCCGUCGCCACGAGGACGAGGAUCUGGCGUACCCCGAUCCGGAGCGUCCCUCGAGCCCCAGUCUCCUGGAUAGGAUUGCCCAGCGGGCUAAGGACGCCUUCGAGGAGAGAAGGAGGGAGUACGAGAGCGGAGAGCGUGAGCGUCGUUGGCCAUUCUAGGGGAAGUAGGCAUACGUAUCGUGGAACUAGCGCCCGCUGGAUAGGGAGGAUUUGGGAACUCAUAAUGACGAUGAUUGACCAAGAGAGUCAAGUCAUUUGGAGAUGUUUCACACUUUGAGGGAGGGAGGAAGGAAGAGUGAGGAUGAGGCUAUGAUACUGGCAAUGCGAAGCUAUCGAAGUUACGAGCUAUGAUGAUAACCAAUUUGAGAUUCCCCUUGUACCCUACUGCUUCAUGGUGAAUGAGCCGUAGCUCUCCGGCUGAGGUAUGCGCUGCUCUUGCAUCGAUCUGAUGCGAUGAGUGUAUCGCGGGCUUACGUUGAGGCACAUAUUCUCUCUUCGACUGGCUUGUCUAUUAGUUUGCAGUGAAAUGCACUCUGGCGUUAAUUUGCGGUGCUUCUUGUCUUCCUCAACUUCGUUGCUGUUGAUGUCCCU